This is a messenger RNA of Trichoderma gamsii, 120 nucleotides long. RefSeq lists its product as hypothetical. Bases 1 to 120 code for a protein of 39 amino acids. NCBI's taxonomy places the organism in Eukaryota, Fungi, Ascomycota, Sordariomycetes, Hypocreales, Hypocreaceae. The record is from RefSeq and is a predicted model, not a curated record. The transcript has a single exon.
AUGUACGCAUGUACAUGCUACAUGAAGCUUCAUUAUCCAUUUGAUCCCAGCGCUUGCUCCAGCAGCAUACCUCAUAACAGAGCGAACAUUAAGCGUUGUGCAAUUGAUUGGAUUCAUUAA